AUGGAUUUUGACUCGGCUGAUGUUCCCCCUAUCCCUACGCGCGCCCACAAUCACCACGCUCAUUCUCGACGACGCUCUCUCCAAGGCCUCUCCUCGUCAAAGCGCAACUCCAGUCUUCCUCCCGCCAGUCCAGAAGUCAUCUCCAACCUCAUCACCAGCCUCAGCGUCAUCUCAAAGCCUGCGACAAACCACUUCGAAGCUCCUCCGACGAGCCUGUCACUACCCGCGAGUCCCGGGAACGGUAGCUUUGGUGUGGACUACGGAGCGUUUCAUCAGCCUAGCCUCGACGACCUGAGACAGGACCCCGUGUCACUCGACGAACUCGCCGCUUUACCUCCUGUCAUUCGCACUUCGAAACCUCCCAGCGGUUAUUCACCUUUGACAGCGACAAAGAGCCCCAGGAGUCCGAGAAGUCCAAGCCGCGAGGGUUCCGGUGGACUGCGAUCGUUUAUCCGAAAUAGUACAUCUCGACCAUCGUCAAAAGGAUCUUCAGCUGCGUCGAAGAACGAUGAUGCCCAGAGUAUAGGGAACCUUUCGAUCGAACGUCGUGGCGCCACGACUCCAGAAUUGAACCAUAAACAAUCGCACGAUAGUUGGGGCAGGAAAACAUCGAGGAGUCAAAAGGGCCUCAUGUACAUGAGUUCCAAGGAGCGUCUGCGGGAGAAGGAGGCCGAGAGGAAGAGAGUUUCUGGUGGAGUCUCGGCUUCAUCCUCUGGUGCUCUUGCUGGCGAAAGUGUUCACAGC
Molecule: messenger RNA, 744 nt
Organism: Fusarium redolens
Lineage: Eukaryota; Fungi; Ascomycota; Sordariomycetes; Hypocreales; Nectriaceae
Exons: 1
Source: RefSeq, a predicted model, not a curated record